AUGGCCUACCCAAACUACAACCAGUAUCCUCCACCGGGCCAGCAGCCCCCGCCGCCCGUGCAAACGCAGAACCUGAAUCACCAUCAACAGCAACGCGCCUUCUCACCGCAAAACUACCAGCAGUCACCGACAGCCCUAUCCCCAACUAUGGGAAGCGGCAUUCCUCCGAAUAAGCGUCAGCGUCUGUCCCCGAAUCCGCCCUCACCCGCGCCAUACCAAUCGCCUUUCGGCAUGCCUGGCGCGCCCACGUAUCCUCCUUCUCCGUAUACCGCAUCCCCGCAGACGCCUGGUUAUCACUCAUUGCCUACAUCGCCCGCCGCGAUGCAGCCUCCGCCAUUCCACCAGCCCCAGCCGUACCAGCAUCCGAAUGGACAACAGCCAGCGCCUCAGGGUUCCAUGCCGCCACCCAAGGUUCCAUACAGCAAGACAGCGGACAACUCAGAACUGGAGAAGGCGAAUGCGCGCGAUCUCGAUGUUAACAAUAUCAGCGAUGUUCUUACGGGAUCCGGUAUUGACUUGCGCGCCGAGGAGGACAAUUUGCUACACAAUUACAGGAGCUUCAACUCGCAGGCGUCGGGGUCUACAGCAUCGCCACAUGCUAGCUUCAACAACUGGAGCCAGCAGUCGGGCCAUGGCGCAUUCCAGGGGACCGGUGCGCUCAGUCAGGAAAUGACCAAGGAGCAGCAAGAAGCCGAGUUCAUCAGGAAGCACGAACAAGCAGCCAGAAUUCUGAACGAAUCCGCCCAGCAGCCGCUCAACGAUCCGUUCCUACAAGCGAGUGUUCUUAGGCAUCGCAUUGCGAAGCGUGGUUAUGAGCACGGCAUUCAGAUAAAUGUAGAUGGUCUGUUUGACAAAAUCCCAGACAAGGGCCAGCAAGAAAUCACACGUACUACGCAAGCUGGUGCUAAUGGCGAACAAAUCGUAGGCUUGGAGGCUGCCAGUCUACUGAACCAGAACGCUCCGCUUGUGGAGAUUCUGACCCUAAUUUCCCUGGCUGCCGAGGAGCGCAUACGUACCGUGGUCGAGGAUUCUUUCGCUCUAUGCCAAGGUCGUCAAAAUACUUCUCAUGGCAUCAUUCCACCCCAGAUGCUUGACGUUGCCGUUGUAGAAGAGAAUGCACAGGAGAAAAUGGCCCCACCACUCAACAUCUUGAAGACGCCGUGGGAGGCUCCGGACAGCGCUGUCAGCCCAAUAACGACAGCCAGCAAGGGCGUUCCCAAUGCGGGACGACUACCAACGCCUCCAAGCGAAGCACCUCCAACCCCACAGCGAACAUACCAAAACGUCAACCACGUAGCCCAGGCGCUCACAAAGCGUGUUCAGGAUGACUACAAGUGGGAGCAGGAGCGACUUCGGAAACGCGCAAAGCGUCAAGCAGGCGCCUCGUCUUCCUCAGCAGAUACGCCAGCUAUCCCCAUACCCAUGCCAGAACCCGUCACAAAGAAAGCUUUGGCGUUCGCCAAGAAGCAGAGUCAGUCAGAUGUUGUCGUGUUUGGCAAAGCCAACGAAACAGCCAGUAUGGCGCUUGGCGGCAAGAAGAAGAAGUACUCGUGGAUGAUUGGUGGAGGUGGCGGUCCAGCAUCAGGUGCAUCGACACCACGGCCGGCUGCUGCAACAGGUGGCAGUGGCACCGCUACACCUGCAGUUCAAGCUCCUGAAAAGGCUCUUCUGGGCCGGAAGCGCAAGUUCGGCGAUGCAAUCGAGCAGAAUGAGACAGGCGCUGGUAUCCAACUUCGUGAUCUAAUUCACGUACUAGACAAUGACGGAAAAGAGAAGAAGACGCUCACCGUCAUCCUGGCGCGUCUCAAGAAUACGGAAAAGGACGCUAAGCCUGAGGUCAACAAAUCGUUGCCUCCUGCGGGUGUAAGAGCUUAG
Molecule: messenger RNA, 1875 nt
Organism: Alternaria atra
Lineage: Eukaryota; Fungi; Ascomycota; Dothideomycetes; Pleosporales; Pleosporaceae
Exons: 2
Coding region: 1-1875 (624 amino acids)
Biological process (GO): DNA-templated transcription initiation
Cellular component (GO): transcription factor TFIID complex
Source: RefSeq, a predicted model, not a curated record